GUCCUCUUCUUCCAUCCUCUCCUCCUUCACUCCCCCGACGCCAACCCAUUCCUCUCUCCAGAACGAGAAGCCGAAUGUUCGGAGUCGGCGUCUUCCUCCCCUACUCCUCCUUCUUCGAACCCUCGCCGCACCUCUUCAUCUCCAAUCCCCGCCUCCCUGUCCUCCCUCGCCGCGCCCUUCGUAAAUUUCGGCGACGCAACCCUUCCUCUCGAUCGCUUCUCUCCCUUCACCGUUUCGAUCUUCUCCGUUGCAGCUCGAACCCUAAUUCUCGCGUGAAUGCGGACAGUUGUAGCCAUCGUGGAGGGUUGGAGAUCGACGCCGAUGGAAUCUUGGAAACUGGGGACUUGGAUUUUCCGGUGGAGAUUUGCACGACUCGAGCCUUGCCCCCUGCUCUUUCGUUGGAGGAGGGGUUUGAUAAGAUGAAGCAGGCGGUUGAAGAGCUGAAGUCGAACCCACCACGUAUGACCAGUGGUGUCCUGAGAUUUCAGGUUGCAGUUCCUCCUAGUACAAAAGCAUUGACUUGGCUUUGCUGUCAGCAUCAGGAUCUUCUGGUGUAUCCUCAUUUUUAUCUCAUAACUAGGGCAUCAUCUGAUCCAUCUCUUCAGUUGUAUUUAUUAGGAGCACUUGAAGUUUGUGGAAUUGGGGCUGCACUUUCUGUCCAUGGUUCUUCACGGGCCCGACAAGGAUUCAGUCUAAUUUCAAGAUAUCUUUCAAUUGAUUCACCCCUGAUAAGGGCUUAUGGGUUCUUAGGUAUCAAUUACAAUAAAAUGUCAUCACUGAUGGAGGAGAGACUUGAUUCAUUUUAUCUUUUCAUCCCUCAGGUUGAGGUGACUGAAUAUAAGGGUUGCUCAGUAUUAGCGGUUACCCUGGUUUGGGAUGAUUGCAUGUCUUAUAAAUUUACUAACGCAGUUCAUACCUUUGAGCUCUAUAUUCAUCAGAUGAUAAAUUAUGUUCACCGAGUUAACAUCUAUGAUGAAGUAUUUUGGAUGAAUCAUGCUAAUGGGAAGUUACCUUUGAUUGCAAAGAAAGAUGUUGAAAUGGUUUACCUGAAUGCUGAAAUUCUUGCUCAAAGUGCUCCUCAAAACAAUAGUCUUCAUAAGAAAAAGGUUCCAUCUUCUUGUCAGUUUUAUUUUAGGCAUGCAUGGACAACUUCUAUUGGCACUACUAUGCAGCUUAUGGGUUCUUAUGGCACCAAUUGCUUGAUAAAGGACUGUGCCAACAUUAAUGCUGUAUGGGCUUCACUUAUAGUUGAAGAAUGUGUUCGUCUAGGUUUGACGUACUUUUGUAUAGCCCCAGGAUCCAGAUCAUCUCCACUUGCAAUUUCUGCUUGUGGGCAUUCCCACACUACUUGUUAUUCUUGUUAUGAUGAACGGUCACUUGCAUUUCAUGCUGUUGGGUAUGGGAAAGGGUCUCAUAAACCUGCAGUGAUCAUAACGUCAUCUGGAACAGCUGUGUCAAACCUUCUUCCUGCGGUUGUGGAGGCUAGUCAUGAUUUUGUACCUCUUCUCUUACUCACAGCUGAUCGCCCUCCAGAACUGCAAGAUGCAGGAGCAAAUCAAUCCAUUGAUCAGGUGAACCAUUUUGGGAAGUUUGUGAGGUUCUUCAAUCUUCCUGCAGCAACUGAUCAAGUUCCUGCGAGAAUGGUUCUCACAACUAUUGACUCAGCUGUGCAUUAUGCAACUCAAGUGCCACAUGGUCCUGUACAUAUUAAUUGUCCCUUCAGAGAGCCACUAGAAGACAGUCCAAGAGAAUGGCAGUUAGACUGUUUAAAAGGACUAGAUUCAUGGUUGUCAAAGAAGGAGCCAUACACCAAAUAUAUCAAAAUGCAACAUCUCUUCACAGAUGGUCAUCAUAAUGGACAAGUUGCUGAGAUCAUAGAAGUUAUACAGAAAGCUAAAAGAGGACUCCUCCUAAUUGGUGCAAUUCACAAAGAAGAUGAAAUCUUUGCAGCUUCUGUUUUGGCAAAACAUCUUUCAUGGCCAGUUGUCAGUGAUAUUCUGUCUGGUCUACGGUUACGCAGAGUAUUAGCUUCAUUUCAUGAAAUAGAGUCCUUAUUUAUAGAUCAUAUGGAUCAUGCUCUACUCUCACACUCGGUUAGGAGCUGGGCCCAGCCGGACCUGGUUCUUCAGAUUGGAAGCAGGAUUACGAGCAAACGGAUUAUUCAAUUGCUAGAGCUUUGUUCUCCAUCUUCAUACAUUUUGGUUGACGAACACCCAUGCCGUCAUGAUCCUUCUCAUAUUGUGACUCACAGGAUUCAGAGCACCAUUAUUGAAUUUGCUCAUAUUUUACGAAAAUAUUAUUUCCCAAAGCAGGCUGGAACAUGGAACAUUUUUCUGAAAGAGUUGAACAUGAUGGUUGCACAGGAGAUAGAAUUUCAAAUUCACUCAGAAAGCUCACUUACAGAGCCAUAUGUUGCACAUGUUAUUGGGGAAGUACUUAAAGAUGAUUCUGCCUUAUUCAUUGGUAAUAGCAUGGUGAUCAGGGAUGCAGACAUGUAUGGAAGAGGCUGGUUAUGUCCCAUGAGCUUUGAUAGCAAAAUGAUGUCAAAUUUGGAUCUACCGUUUCAGGGCCUUCGAGUGGCUGGAAACAGAGGUGCAAGUGGUAUUGAUGGUUUGCUUAGCACAGCUGUUGGUUUUGCAGUAGGAUGCAACAAACAGGUGAUUUGCUUGAUUGGUGAUGUAUCUUUUCUCCAUGAUACAAAUGGGUUGGCAGUUCUUAAUCAAAGGGUGACGAGGAAACCUAUAACUGUAAUUGUAAUAAACAAUCAUGGUGGUGGAAUUUUUAGUCUUUUACCAAUUGCAAAAAGAGCACAACCUGAUGUGCUGGAUAAGUACUUCUACACGGUCCAUGAUGUCUCAAUCGAUAGACUUUGCACUGCUCAUAGUGUGAAACAUUUGCUCGUGCGGACAAAGACCGAGCUUCAUAAUGCUUUAUGCAAAUGUCGGCAGCAACAGACUGAUUGUGUAAUUGAAGUUGAGAGCAGCAUUGAGGGAAACACUUAUUUUCAUAGCAUAAUGAGUAAAUUUGCUUGUCAAGCUGCCAACCAAACACUGAAUUUUCUGUUGGGACUCCCGCUUUCUGGAAGCUUAAACAAUGGCCUAUUUCUCAGCAAGAUCGAUAAGGUGGAGUACUCAUUGUAUAGAGUCCAACUUUUUACCCGGCUCACUUCAAGCCAAGUGAAAAAUGAUAUAAAGAAUUUCUUCCGUGAAGGUUUUGUUCUGAGAAUAUAUUUGGACAAUGCUACUGUAGGAUUGGGUGAGGUUGCCCCAAUUGAGAUCCAUGCAGAGGAUCUUUUAGAUGUUGAAGAGCAGCUAAAGUUCAUGGCUCAUAAGUUAGAAGGAUCUGAAAUAAGUUUUGUUCCAUUGCUCAAAGGCUCAUUCUCUCAGUGGAUCUGGAAAGCCUUAGGAAUUCCGCCUUCAUCUCUUUUUCCAAGUGUUAGGUGUGGAAUAGAGAUGGCAAUACUUAAUGCCAUAGCAGCAAGACAGGGCUCUGGAUUUUUGGAUGUGAUCUCUGGUUACAUGAGCUCUUCAAGAGAAACUCAGCUGGUUGCAGGUGUUAAUGGUUCAAAACAGAUACAAAUAUGUGCACUUGUUGAUCACAGCGGUACUCCUAAAGAGAUAGCCGAUGUUGUGUCUCAGCUGGUUGAUGAGGGUUUCAGUACAAUAAAACUGAAGGUAGCACGAAGAGAAAAUCCUGUUGAAGAUGCAGAAGUCAUUCAAGUUAUCAGACAAAAGGUUGGAUAUGAAGUCAAAAUCCGUGUUGAUGCGAAUCGGAGGUGGACAUACGAAGAGGCAAUGCAAUUUGGAUCUUGCGUAAAAUGUCUCGACUUACAGUACAUUGAGGAACCUGUUUGUCAAGAAGUUGAUAUUGUCAAAUUUUGUGAUGAAAGUGGCUUGCCAGUGGCAUUAGAUGAGACAAUCAACAAUCUUAGUGGAGAUUUCCUCCAUGAACUAAAAAAGUUUGUUCAUCCAGGAAUUGUUGCUAUAGUCAUCAAACCAAGUGUUGUUGGAGGAUUUGAAAGGGCAUCACUCAUUGCAAAAUGGGCUCAGUUGCAUGAGAAGAUGGCCGUUGUCAGUAGUGCUUUUGAAAGUAGUAUAAGCUUAUCGACAUACAUACAAUAUGCAUGCUAUCUUGAAGAACAGAAUGCUGAAAUUUGCAGAAUAAAAGGAAGAACACCAGAUGCAGCCAUAGCCCAUGGCCUUGGAACAUAUUGUUGGUUAAAGGAAGAUGUAACUUCCAGAGGUAUAGAUAUCUGCAUACGACCAUACAGUGACAGAAUGGUAGCCUCUGUAGAAGAUGCUCGGAAUUUCAUUCAGUGUGUCCAAAUCAACAAAGGGAGUAUCCAGAGGAACUACUCUAUCGAACCAGUUAGAUCUUAUCACAUAAAAGUUGAUGGAGAUUAUUUUAGCUGUUCAUUCAAGUUGCAAGAGGCUGGUGAAAAUAUAGAUUUGAUGCAGAAUAUAACAAUUGUCUAUCUUCAUGGCUUCUUGGGCACAAGCCAUGACUGGAUCCCAAUCAUGAAGGGUGUAUCAGCGACUGCACAUUGCAUUUCCAUUGACCUUCCUGGCCAUGGGGAAUCACAGGUGCAAUUUAGUAUGGAUAAGAGAUCAAAACAAGGAAUUGAUUUAUCAGUCGAAUCUGUUGCGGAUAUGUUGCUGAAGUUGAUCUCUAGUAUCACUACGGGAGGGGUCAUUCUUGUCGGCUAUUCAAUGGGUGCAAGGAUUGCACUACACAUGGCACUCAAAUUCAAAGAAAAGGUCAUGGGAGCUGUCAUAGUUUCGGGAAGCCCAGGAUUAAGGGACAAAACAGUUAGAAAAAUCCGUGGUGCCCAAGAUGAAUCAAGGGCUCGUUUUUUAGUGGAACAUGGUUUGCACAGCUUUCUGGAGACAUGGUACUCAGGCAGCCUAUGGAAAAGCUUAAGAGAUCAUCCUCACUUCAGCUAUAUUAGGAGCACUCGCGACAGGCAUAAUGACAUACAAGGGCUUGCAGAAAUUCUCUCUAGCUUAAGCAUUGGAAAGCAACUGUCACUGUGGGAGGACUUGAGACAUUUGCAAACUCCUCUUCUGUUCAUUGUGGGAGAAAAGGAUGCAAAGUUCAGAAAGAUUGCUCAACAUAUGUGCAGUGAAAUCAGAGGCUGUUCUAAAGAUGAUCCCCACCAACAACAAAAACUAUAUGAUACAAUCAUUGUUCCAGACUGUGGGCAUGCUGUGCAUUUGGAGAACCCUCUCCCUGUGAUUAAUGCAAUUAGGAAAUUUGUAACAUCUUUUGAACAGAGAUGAUACUGAUGAAAUCCUACUUGGUUUAACUAGCAUCAAGCUAGUAGAGCUUUCCAUGGCCAAGAAUUACAGAAUUUCAAUGGGGUUCUCCGUCGCACGUCACAAAGCCAGAUUAACAUAUGACAAAUUUUGUAGCCUUUUCUGUGAUAACCGGCCAUGUUACUUUUCAUUUGUAGGGAUACUGUUUAUUUUUGCACAGUACAUCUGAUGAUCUUGUAAUUUAUAACUCCUAUUGCUUGUUUGGCCAUUGAGCAAAACUACGCAGAUCUGCUCCUCUUCUACAUGGUAGUAGUUCCUGUGACUCUGGAUACUUAGAACAUGAAAUUAAGCAGUGGUUACGUUACAUACCUGUUCAAGGUGUUCCAGGUUUGAUGAGGAUUUUGGUGAGAUUAUUGAGCUUACUUCUGUUACCAGCUCGGCCACAAGCGAUCUCAAUCAUGGCUUGGGACCUCAGGUUGGAUUAUGAUUAAACGGAUCACUGAGCUACUGACUCCUGUUACCAGCUUCAUCUUGAGAUCUCAAUAGAAGCUUUAAGACCUCAAGCAUGUGAUGCCUGAACAAGAAUAGCUUGGAGGUCUUCCAUAUCCUUGUUCAAUUACAGCAGUUCAAGAGGAGGCUAAAGCUGACGGUAACAACAGCUAAGUUUGGGGAUUCGAAAUACUAAAUGCUAAAAUACUAUAUCCCUUUAAGACUCAUCCAAUGUGGCUAACAUCAUUUGAAGAGAAGAGAAUAAAUGUGGCUACUAUCGAUAAAGGAAAUAUUUGUGUAAUCAACAUCCAUAAAGGCUCAUUUAUGUUGCUCCAGCGUCCAAGGUUCUUCUGUACACAUUCAACAAGGUUGUAUGAACUUUGGAUGUUGGCAUGCAGUAUGUGAAUUAGUUAGGUUUGGUCA
Musa acuminata AAA Group (dessert banana) is the source of this 6167-nucleotide messenger RNA. Its product is annotated as protein PHYLLO, chloroplastic-like. The coding region runs from base 75 to 5279 and encodes 1734 amino acids. The transcript is spliced from 29 exons. Gene Ontology annotation, molecular function: 2-succinyl-5-enolpyruvyl-6-hydroxy-3-cyclohexene-1-carboxylic-acid synthase activity; thiamine pyrophosphate binding; 2-succinyl-6-hydroxy-2,4-cyclohexadiene-1-carboxylate synthase activity. Gene Ontology annotation, biological process: amino acid catabolic process; menaquinone biosynthetic process. Lineage: Eukaryota; Viridiplantae; Streptophyta; Magnoliopsida; Zingiberales; Musaceae. The record is from RefSeq and is a predicted model, not a curated record.